Molecule: messenger RNA, 4135 nt
Organism: Amphiprion ocellaris (clown anemonefish)
Lineage: Eukaryota; Metazoa; Chordata; Actinopteri; Pomacentridae
Product: muscarinic acetylcholine receptor M2-like
Exons: 4
Coding region: 1109-2458 (449 amino acids)
Biological process (GO): adenylate cyclase-activating adrenergic receptor signaling pathway
Cellular component (GO): plasma membrane
Molecular function (GO): G protein-coupled acetylcholine receptor activity
Source: RefSeq, a predicted model, not a curated record
AGUAGCCCUGAAUACCAAUUAGGUAGGUCCAGUAAUGUAGGUCUUAUUAGUGUGAAUGCACAGAAGAAGUGAGUACAGGCUUGUGAGCAGACAUCGAUCUCAUUUUCUGUUCCCAACAACAUUUACAUCACAAGGAGAUAUCUUCACACACGACUAUUGGACAGCUUUUUAUUACAGGUGGAGUUUAAUAUUAACCUCACCGUCCAAAUAGCUUCUCUAAAGUAAUCUUUGCAGAAUGUCAGAUAAAGUCAGUAAAACAGCUACACAGAGCUGGCCCUCCACAGAAGCUCGUACAAAUAAUAAAACAAGAGCACACGAACAUAGAAUUUUAAGAGCAACUAUAGAAAAGAAGUCGGAAAAAUAUGAAACAGCAAACUGCAACUACUACAUUCAAGUGUAAAUGUGAGUUACUGGUAACUUUACUUAUUAUUUAUUCCUGCUCCACCACAUUUCAGAGGAAAAUAUUGUUCAACUCGGCAUAUUAAAAGAGUAGCCACUUCACCAAUUUAGCAUUGCACUCAUUCAGAUGCAGUCAGAGAUUAUAGUGUGUUAAUGUCAUGAAUAUAUUCAAAUCCCUCUCUGCUUACUCAUUAAACCCAGAAAAAUGUAUCUGUGUAUCAAAGUUACAUAUUCAGAAGUUGUUUAUGAUAAAUUAAUAAUCAUUGCUAGUCUGAAAAUGAUUUACACAUAACUCUACAUCAUGUGUUCCUCACCUCUAUCUCAACCCAUCCGUCCACAUCUGGCUGCAGCUGGAGCACACCAGCUCACCUGCACCUCUGUUCAAACACCGUAAGACUGCUGUAGGCUACGCAAUAAUUCAGGAACUGAAAACAGAUUCUGAAGGAGAACAAUGAUACACAAAGCUCCACCUUUCAAUCUGACAUAAUGAGGUUUGUUAUCUAUGAAACUAUAGAAGUCUGAAGUCCAUGUUUUUGAGUUUCAUUCUGACACUGCAGCUUCAAAGUGGAAACUCAACCAUGGCUUUGAAUGCUUAUUUCCUUCAGGAUAUGUCUAGCAGUGUGUGAAAAAACACCAUCUGGAGACGCUAACAAGGUGCUGUGCAGAUAUGACUCAAGCCUGAAGCAUCUGUGAGACCACAUCAGACAGGAUGGAGACUCUGAAUUCCUCGCACAUCCCAAACAUCAGCGGUGGCGACAGCAGCCUCUUCGCUGGAAGCCCGUACACGACCGUGGAGAUCGUGCUCAUCAUCCUGGUAGCUGCAUCUCUGAGCCUGAUCACCAUCAUCGGGAACAUCCUGGUUAUGCUCUCUAUAAAGGUGAACAGGAACCUGCAGACCGUCAACAACUACUUCCUGUUCAGCCUGGCGUGUGCAGACCUUAUUAUCGGCAUCUGCUCCAUGAACCUCUACACAGUCUACAUUGUGAUCGGCUACUGGCCCCUGGGAGCGGUGGUGUGUGACCUGUGGCUGGCUGUAGACUACGUCGUCAGCAACGCCUCGGUCAUGAACCUGCUCAUCAUCAGUUUCGACCGUUACUUCUGCGUCACCAAACCGCUCAGCUACCCGGUGCGCCGCAGCACCAAGAUGGCCGGCCUGAUGAUCGCAGCAGCCUGGGUCUUGUCCUUCAUCCUGUGGGCUCCUGCUAUUCUGUUCUGGCAGUUCAUUGUGGGCGGGAGAACCGUGCCACCAGACGAGUGCUACAUCCAGUUCUUCUCCAACCCGGCGGUGACCUUCGGGACGGCCAUAGCAGCGUUUUACCUGCCGGUGGCCAUCAUGAUCUACCUUUACUGGCGCAUUUCCAAGGCCAGCCGCAGCCGCAUGAGGAAGGACAGCAGGAAGGCGUCGGGUACCAGUCUGGGAGAAGGUGUCUCCCACAGCCAGGAAGAAGGAUGUGAGAGCAACUGCAUCAUUGCCAAAAAAGCUCAGGAGGAGGCGGGAAAUGGGAAGGAGAAGGAAGUGCAGCAGCAGCAGAACGGAAACGGCCCCUGCAAGGAAGAAAAGCCCAACCAGGCUGGCUCCAGGAAAGCCAGCAUCAACCCUUCAACAUCUAAGGACACUGUGAUUCCAACUCCAUCACGAAAGAGCUCAAGCUGUGGGAGAACUCUAACACAGCCUCCUUCCCCAGACAACUCAUCUGCUGACAGACAAAGUGUGGUUGCAAGGACCCUGUUGAAGGUAACGAAGCGUGCUGUGAGUGAGGGCGCCGUGGCAAAGUGGAAAAGAAGGGGCAUCUCUUCCAGGGAGAAAAAAGUAACGCGCACCAUCAUGGCCAUCCUGGUUGCUUUCGUUGUCACGUGGACGCCGUACAACGUGAUGGUCCUGAUCAACACAUUCUGCUCCAUCUGCAUCCCCAACACCCUCUGGACCAUCGGCUACUGGCUCUGCUACAUCAACAGCACCAUCAACCCGGCCUGCUACGCCCUCUGCAACACCACCUUCAAGAACACCUUCAAGCACCUGCUUCUGUGCCAGUACAAGAAGAUACGAGCAGCGCGAUGAGGGCGUUUGUGACUGAGUCGAAACAAAGUGAUGAUUCUUGUAAAGACAGACGGCAAAUAUUGGAAGCUUAGUGUUGAAAAAUAGACUAGGUGUGUUCUUGUUGGGCUCCAUUUAUUUUUCAAUGGUAACUUACUCCUACUUUCACUGAAAAUGGAACUGUGUCUCAAUUUCUAUUUGUAUCACAAACUAAAGUUUUGAUUAUUUUAAAAAAGACGUGGCAUUGUAUUAUAAUUCACCAGACAUUUAUUAAGCUUUACUGAUUCUGUAUUAGGGCUUUCCCCAACCAAAGAUCACCCCAGCCGCAUUGUCGUCAUUAGCUGACUAGUUGUAGCAUGUUUGAAUAGUGUAUAGUUAUCUAAACUAUCUAACAUUUGAGCAAGUUAUGGUGUGAAGUGACUAAUGAUGGAUUAUUUUUACUUUUCAGAAGAUAAGUCACGUCAAGGGUCAAUUAGUCUGACUCAUCAGAUGUACACUUCAGGUAUAAGCUAGGCACACAGGCGAUUUUCUCCUCCCUUUCUACUAUCCAUCUGGUAGCAUUUUCAAAAUCCAGUUGCAAUAUCAGUGCAAUAAGGCGGCCCUGCACGUUUUUUCCUGUGAAUGUGCCAUUUUAAAGACAGUGUUGGCCUCCUUGCAUGCAAAUGUUCCAACAAAACAAUUCCCUGCCACCGUUUUGAGGGGACACCAUUGCUGCAUCCUGUGCUUAGCACCGCCCACUGCGACUGUGAUUGGUUUAAAGAAAUGCAAACAAGCCAGAGCUUUUUUUCGUCCCCUAUAGCAAAAUGACAGUGUGGUGCGGUCAGAUCAUUCUACACUGUGUUGCGUUAACAAAUGGUCUGGCUAUGUGACACUACAGGCUGAUGAAUAAAAGGAAAAUGUCACCUUCCUGGUCAUUUACCUUCUCAAAAUGAUGGAUUUCCUCCAAGCUAUGUGUAAUUACUAUCUAAUAACCAUACUGACCAGCAAUGUAAAUGAUGAUGUCCGUGUAAAUGUGAGUUUUAUGCGACCAACCUACUGAUCACAACUCAAGACUCUUUGCAUCAGCUUCUGUUUGGUUGACUAUUUGAGGGCAGCCCUACUUUUAAAUGUGAAUAACCACAUUUACUUAAAGUGUCUUUUGGUGUUGGAGUUUUUCAAUGGUUGUCUUUUCUCUCUCUACAUAAACUUAUAUAGUAUGUUGUUUCAAGUUGUGGUUCAUGUGAUGGUUUUGUGACCAAAGCAGUGAUUUUAAAGAAGUUGAAUACAAAAGAAAGGUGAUAUAAUGUAGAGAAGGACGCUGUGUUAUUGACACUGUGUUAUUAAAGCGUGAUGGCUGACACUGAGCAGUGAAAGAGGAAAAAUAAGCCAAACUGAAAAGUCUGUCUGCAUGAAAGCUUGUCUUGAAAUUUAAUUAAGAAAAGAGAAUUAGCAGCUGUAAACUGAUCUGCGUCCUGUGCUCUGUGUGUAUGUGUGUGUGUGUGUGUGUGUGUGUGUGUGUGUGUGUGUGUGUGUGUGUGUGUGUGUGCGUGCGCAUGUGUUUCCUCUCUUGUUAAAUUUACUGUGGUAUUAAGCUGACAUCUGACAUUAUUGGCAUCUGUAAUCCAUGCUGUUGUGACAUGAGUCCAAAUGUGACAUUUAUCCACACCUUCGCUUCUUUCUACAUGUUUUCUGUAAAUAAAAAGAUGAUGACAGUCCAUUUAA